GUGGCUUCACAAACACAGAAGAGGAACACAACACAGAUUACUGUUAGAUUCCUGACACUGAAACUGUCAGAAAGUGGACAAAAAUACAGAAAAGGGAAAAUGAAGAGAGAACAUGGGAAAAGUAUCAAUGAUAUCUGUGAAAAUGACAUUGUUACAAAAGGAACAUCUGGAAAAAGGACCACAGACAGUCACACAACAAGAAUCCAGUCAUCUGAACUCACAGGAAGUGAUGGUGUGAUGAUCAGAAGGUCCAGAGCAGCUGCAGUAGUGUUUGUGCUGCUGUGUGUUCUUCUGCUGACUGCACGCAUUAUACUGUGUGCCACCUUCACUCAAGAGAGACAACAGCUGCUAACUAUGAUCACCAACCUCACAGAAGAGAGAGACCAGCUACUUACUAAGAUCACCAACCUCACAGAGAGACAACAGCUACAAACCAACAAUAUGAACCUCACAGAAGAAAGACAAGAGCUACUAACUACGAUCACCAAACUCACAGAAGAGAGAGACCAGCUACUAACCAACAAUAUGAAGCUCACAGAAGAAAGACGACAGCUGAAGACUAAGAUCACCAGCCUCGCAGAAGAGAAAGACCAGCUGAAAUCAGAAAGAAAUGAUCUUCAGAAGAAGUGUGCGGAUGGAUGGAGGUGCCAUCAAUCCAGUCUUUACUUCAUUUCCUCUGAGAAGAAGAACUGGGAUGAGAGCAGAAGAUACUGUAGAGAGAGAGGAGCAGAUCUGAUCAUCAUCAACAACAGAGAGGAACAAGAUUUUGUGAAGAUCAUUACUGGUAGUUUUGGUCAUUUCUGGAUUGGUUUGACUGAUGUUGAAGUGGAGGGCAGAUGGAAAUGGGUUGAUGGCAGCACACUGACCUCUGGGUUCUGGGCACCUGGAGAACCAAACAGCUUUCUGGGAACAGAUGAAGACUGUGCUACUACACUUUCAAUAGGAUGGGUUGAUUCUCCAUGUGACAACAGUGUUAAAUGGAUCUGUGAGAAGAGUAUCCUUAAAUGAUACAUUAUAAUAAAAAUGUACAUAUAUUAAUUAUGAACGUAUAAAUGUCAGUAAUUUUACCUUUUUUUUUUCUUUUUUUUUUAGUUUUUUGAAUGGCACAUUAAUUCGUUUAUUCUGUUAAAACAAAUAAAAAAUAAAUAGAAAAAAACAUUGCAGCUUUUUGUAACAACUACAGUAUGACAAUAAACCUAACUGAUGAUGAUUUACUCGUCUUCAAUAAUUAGCAUACAUUACAUAUUUCCUGAACCAUGCGAUGAAUAUAAAUGGAAAGUUG
Messenger RNA from Carassius gibelio (silver crucian carp), 1282 nucleotides. Its product is annotated as CD209 antigen-like protein C. The coding region runs from base 100 to 1008 and encodes 302 amino acids. The transcript is spliced from 5 exons. The record is from RefSeq and is a predicted model, not a curated record. Lineage: Eukaryota; Metazoa; Chordata; Actinopteri; Cypriniformes; Cyprinidae.